Ostreococcus lucimarinus CCE9901 is the source of this 261-nucleotide messenger RNA. RefSeq lists its product with no specific name. The record is from RefSeq and is a predicted model, not a curated record. The transcript has a single exon. The coding region runs from base 1 to 261 and encodes 86 amino acids. NCBI's taxonomy places the organism in Eukaryota, Viridiplantae, Chlorophyta, Mamiellophyceae, Mamiellales, Bathycoccaceae.
AUGAAUAACCGGCGGUUGUGGGUGCUGAAGCGGUGCGAGGCGCUCGGACUGUGCGAGGACGUGCGCGUGCGCGUGGAGUCGCGAGAGGCGUGCGAACGGUUGUUGAGGAAGGGAAGUAGGAAUUUUAGGGUGGAUAGGUGCACGCCGGGACCGGUGAAGAUCGUGGAGUCGGCGAAGAGGGAGGAACGCGCGCCGGCGCCGGCGCCGGCGACGACGGACGAGGACGCGCCGGCGACGACGGACGAGGACGCGCCGGCGUAG